Messenger RNA from Tachysurus vachellii, 2414 nucleotides. RefSeq names its product histocompatibility (minor) 13 (gene hm13). Gene Ontology annotation, biological process: membrane protein proteolysis. Gene Ontology annotation, molecular function: aspartic endopeptidase activity, intramembrane cleaving. Bases 131 to 1249 code for a protein of 372 amino acids. The transcript has 12 exons. The record is from RefSeq and is a predicted model, not a curated record. Gene Ontology annotation, cellular component: cytoplasmic side of endoplasmic reticulum membrane; membrane; lumenal side of endoplasmic reticulum membrane. Lineage: Eukaryota; Metazoa; Chordata; Actinopteri; Siluriformes; Bagridae.
CGCAGUGAAGAAGGAGAAGCUGCUGAGUUUUCCGGACAGAGACCGUGUUAGGAAACGUGGCCUUAUGAUAGAAUCGUGUUUGUGUCGUUAAUCUUCUGUGUUCAGCUCCAGCUUUGUUUCCCUCUCCGUCAUGGCUGAUGUGCAGCAGCAGGGUUCGCCGCUGGACGCACCGAACGGAACCGACACCGGAACCGACUCCGGAACCGCGGCUCGGUUUGUGGCCACAGCCGAAGGGACAGCGCUGGCUUACGGCAGCCUGGUGCUCAUGGCGCUGCUGCCCAUCUUCUUUGGAGCUCUGAGAUCCGUCAGCACCUCUAAGAGCAAGAACUCCUCGGACAUGCCUGAGACCAUCACUAGCAGAGAUGCUGCUCGUUUUCCCAUCAUCGCCAGCUGCACUCUGUUCGGGCUUUAUCUCUUCUUCAAGAUUUUCUCCCAAGAAUACAUCAACUUACUGUUAUCUAUGUACUUCUUUGUUCUGGGGAUUUUAGCUCUGUCACACACAUUGAGUCCCUUCAUGACCAGGUUUCUUCCUGCUAAUCUGCCUAAUAAACAGUUCCAGCUGCUCUUCACUCAGGGCUCCGGGGAGAACAAAGAAGAAAUUGUGAACUACGAGUUUGACACUAAAGACCUGAUUAGUUUGGGAAUCAGCAGCGUGGUGGGAGUGUGGUACAUCCUGAAAAAGCACUGGGUGGCUAAUAAUCUGUUCGGUUUGGCUUUCGCUCUGAACGGAGUGGAGCUGCUUCACCUGAAUAACGUGAGCACUGGCUGCAUCCUGCUCGGAGGACUGUUCGUCUACGACAUCUUCUGGGUGUUUGGCACUAAUGUCAUGGUGACGGUCGCCAAGUCCUUCGAAGCUCCAAUCAAGUUGGUCUUCCCUCAGGACCUUCUGGAGAGAGGACUGAGUGCCAGUAACUUUGCCAUGCUGGGACUCGGAGACAUCGUUAUUCCAGGAAUCUUCAUUGCUCUGCUGCUUCGUUUUGAUGUCAGUUUGAAGAAGAACACACGGACAUAUUUCUACACCAGCUUUCUGGCCUACAUAUUCGGCCUUGGCCUCACCAUCUUCGUCAUGCACACGUUCAAGCAUGCACAGCCUGCAUUGCUGUACCUGGUCCCGGCGUGUGUGGGCUUCCCAGUGAUGGUGGCUCUGUUGAAAGGGGAACUGACUGAGAUGUUCAGGUAUGAAGAAACUUCCCCCGAGUUGGAUGCAUCAAAUAAAGAAGAAAAAACAGAAUCCGAUAAAGACAAAUAAAACUGAAGGAAAGCGUCACUUCUCCUCCGUCACUUCCCGUUUUUCACCACUGUAUUUCCAGGUUCCACCACCAGGGGUCAGCCGACUCUCUCGUGAUCUCUUUUUUUCCCUGGAUUAAAAGAUGGCUGUUUUUUUUUUUCUUGUAGUUUCUAAAUGUUUGUAAAACAUGAUGUUGUACAACAGCUUUACUCUGUGUGUGUAUUCCUCUUUAUUACUCUCUCUGGCUUUGUGUUGAGUUUAUUCAACUUUAUUUUGUUUAUUUGAAAUUAUUUGGAAUUAAUUUUAUUGGCUGUUUUAUUAUUGUUCAGUGCAGGAGCCCAGAGUUUAGUCAGAUAUCUGACUUUUAAUGCAGCAGUUUAAAAAUCUGCAGUGUCUCUUUAACCCAGACGUCUUUGCUCAGUCAGGACGUGUUCAGUGUCUGAUGUUUACUGAUCUGACCGGUGAUGAAAGUCUGAAUCAUCCAAGCUUUUCACUUUAGAGGACAUGACUGAGCUCUGGAGUCUCUUAUUUAACAGCUUAAGUUUAAAAGCUUUUCAGUCUUUCAAAUCUAGGGGUGUGGCCUGUGGUGGGGGCGGAGCUUGUCCUCAACAUUUCAGGUACAGUGUUCUAUACAGUGAGGUUUAGGUGUGUGUGUUUUUCUCAGACUUCAGACCUGAACAUCUCUCAUCUGAUUAAAUACGUCAAAGUUCAACAAAGUUUAAUGUCUGGAUUUGCAGAAGUGAUGAGUUUAGUGUUUAAUGAUUGAUGUCUGAAACUGAACCCACAUUUUAACACCAUAGUUCGUUGAAUCACCUGCACAGGGACCAACAUUUACAUUUCCAGCCUUUAGAAAAAUAUAACACAAAAUUCUUCCUGCUGUUUAUUUAAACAAAAAAAUUCAACAUGCAGCAUGUUAAGAGGUUUUGGACCCCGAGGUGUUGGACCCUGAGGUGUUGGACCCCGAGUGUGACAGAUGGAUUAAGUGAAAGUGUUGAGAUGUGAAAUUGGACCUGUGAGAUCAGAUCUCGGAGCUCAGUAAGGUUUCUAUAAGGUUUCUUCUUCUUCUGUUUUUUUUGGCACUGCAGUUAAAGCUUCUUUGAGGAGCAUAAAGUCUUUUAUUCGUGUUUUAUUUUUAUUUUUUUUGCAAUAAAUUGUGGUUUUUACCACUGUAGAGAAGCAUGAACAA